Molecule: messenger RNA, 19512 nt
Organism: Coregonus sp. 'balchen'
Lineage: Eukaryota; Metazoa; Chordata; Actinopteri; Salmoniformes; Salmonidae
Source: the annotation of a GenBank genome assembly
AAGGUGAGGUGGCAAGACUUUGACCAGGACCUAUAUGUUGGUGCUACGGUGGUGCGGCCGGGGCAGGAUCCCUACGCUCGCAACAAGUUCAACCAGGUGGAGAGUGACAAGCUCAGGAUGGACCGCGGAGUCCCUGACACUAGACAUGACCAGUAAGUCUCCAUUCAACCUCUGUCAUGGGUGGAAUUAAGUAAUGAAGAAAUGGGAACAGAAUGAAAUAAUUUUCGCUGAAUUCCUGAUGAUUUUACUGCAGUGAGUAGUAGAGUGAUUAAUCAGUGAACUUGCCCAUUAGUAAUGUCCUAUGGGGAAAAACUGGGAGCUCAUGCUGUCAUCUGAUUAUCAGGAGGGCAAAAUUAAUCAGAGACAGAAGUAUAUAGUGUACAUCUUUCUUGUUCCUCCCCCUUAACACUUAACAGGGUUUCUUCUGAUGGUGCCUCAAUAUAACCUAACUAAACCUCACAAUAACACUGGACAGUCUAGCAGAGACCUCUGGCAUGAUCAUCUGAAGCUCCCAAUUGGCUCGCUCACUCACUAUCUUAUUUUCAAAGACAAACUGCUCAAAGAUCAAAGUAAGUGCAGGUCCUCUGGGAAAAAUACAGGCGUAUAGAUGGCUUAUUGUGGGGGGCACGAUGGUAGAUUGAUAGUGAGUUACACUUCCAUUUUCUUCCUUGUUGGAGCAGUUGAUGAUGACUCGAUGGUGCCUGUAGUUCUUUAUACAACGGGUGGGCCUAAUCCUGGAUGCUGAUUGGUUAAAACCGCAUUCCAGCCGGUGUCUAUUCCACAAGUUACCACCGGCUAAAUCUAUGCCGUUGAUUUCUUUUAGACUAGCAUUUGAUUUUCAAUAUUGAAAUUUGAUCUCCAGCUGUCCCAUAGUAAUUAAAGUAUCGGGACGAGACAGACAGGCAGGCAGCUUUUCUCAGUCAGUCGAAAUCAUGAAUCAGCUGGCAUCAUUUUUAUGGAUAUAUACAAAGAAAAUGUCAAUAGAAAAAUGAAAUGAAGUGCAGCUAGUUUGAUGUCUUUCCAGCUUCAGUUUGAAGUGAUUGUGUUAGGUGUGUUGUUGGCCAGCUCCUCUGAACAACAGUGUCCUGACGAGAGUGCACAUUUUCUAUGCUAGGCGAAAUCGUUCAUCAUUAUCUCAUUGUUAUGCGUGUAUCCAAGUAAAUGUCACUAGAAAACAGCUUAAACAAAUGCAAAUGCAGCUACUUUGCUGAUAUUCUGGCUGUGCUGUUUGACGUGACUGUAAGUUAGCUGUAGUUAGCUAGCUAGCAAGCCAGGGAUAAGGACUAUAUCUUGUGGAAGGAUUAAAUAGUAUGAAUAAAUUCAUCAAAAAAACAUUUUUUAUGAAAAUAUGUAAAUCAUUAUUUGAAUAUGUUGGUAAUCCAUUGUAUAAAAGUGAUAAUGCCCUCGAAGCUGAUGUUUGGAGAAUAUAUUGGCACGGUUUGCUGGCCCUUGACUUAGUCUCGGCCUAACAACACCCGUGCCAAUAUAUCCUCCAAACACCGGCAUCGAGGGCAUUAUCAGUUAAUUGAGGUCCAACGAUGUCAAUGUCCUGCUUGAUUUAUGUCUGUGGAUGGGCCAGGUCAAUAGAGCUUAGAUGGAUACUCCAGAGAGAACCUUCAGAUAACAGGAAGCCCACUCUGGAAGAGCUUCAUCCAUCAUCCCUGUCAGUUUAACAUAUUCAUCUCACUCUCAUCAUCCAGUUAGAGAAUCACUGCUUUUUUAUUUGCCCGGGGAGCCUCUGUGGCCCCUCUCUUAUACCCUCGGAUUUCCAUAACGUUUGAAUAUCGGACAAUGCAAAGCGAAUUAGCAUGAGAUUUAUCUUCAUGCGUGUAAUGGAUUCUUUAUCUCUUUGGGAGGGUGUACAUGGCCAAGUGGGUCGUUUUGUGAGGGAAAUGGCUGUGACUAAGGCAGGUGCCCAGGGACUUCCCCAAUAGUGCAAUAUCAGAUUGAUGGAAGUGCCCCUUUUUAUCUCUGAUGCCCAGUCAUCCACCACUGCUUUGGGUAUUCUGAGGUUGAGGCCUUUUGGCCCUGUGGCACACAGCUUGUUACAAGAGAAAAUAUCGAAGAGAGUGAAGGGGUGGCAUGGGGCAGGAUGAUCCAUCAAAGUGGAUACAAUUGACAAGGGACAGGUUGUGGAAGAGUGGGGGAGCACAGAGGCCAAUGUGUUGGAAUGCUAAUGAGAGGGAGCGGUCGGUGGCUGUAACAAAGUGGCUUUCCCUCUGGCAUUCUGAUUAAUGUUUUCAGGGGGCCCAGGAGUCGCCCCUGCUCCUCUGGUCGUCAACUUUAUUUGCCACAUUGGUACCCUCAUGUCAGCCCGAGGAGCGAUGCUCAAAGGUACAAUUGAUUAUCCUGUGGCCUUCCCCCCUGUGCUCCCUGGGACCUGGAGCACUAUCCCUGCCCAGAUAUCAGGAUAGGAGGGCCAAAUCCAUAUGUCAUGAGUAAGUCUGAACGUUGUGGUUUUGGGCCUCAGCAGUGGAUUGAAAUGUCUACUACUCCUGUCUGGUAUAGGUACAGGAGUUUUCCCUAUAGGGCUUGUGUAUGUUGACUCAUAAGAUUACACCACUGAUUUCUGGCAGGUUUUCGUGCUAUUUUCCUGAUACUCUACACAGCAUGGACCAAAUAUGACAUUGGCCAGAUGUAGCAGGCAUUGAAACAAUGUUGAUUUAGCUACAAUAUAACAUCUGAUCAAUAUUCUGUUGACUGCAGUGUUCUUCAGUGGCCACAAAUGAAUAUAUUCAGCUAAGCAUUUCUGCCACUCUGUGAAAACACUUUCUCCUGCUUUCCCAUCCGGCUGAUGCAAAUAUAAUAGUGGGUGGGCACUGGGCGGUAAACAAAACAAAAAUCUCUGGAAGUCGAUCCAUAUUUAUAAGUCAUUGCCGUCUGCAAUUAAAGCCUGAUUAUUCAAAAGCAUGAUUAUGGUAUGGGUGUGAGUAAAAUAUGUAUUUGUGUGUCACUCACAGCAGUCUAGACAACUGCUCAUACUGUACCUGCAUAUCUAAUUGGAAUUGGGCAAUCGUUCAGUUGACAGUAACAUAUGUAAAAUGGCCAUUUUUAACCAUCCACAGGUUUGAUCAUCAUUUUCUCUCCAUAAUGAUUUAUUUUCCUGUUCAUUUCUCAUGACAUUUUUGCUGGUCUUGGACAAACAUUCUUGUUUCUGCAUGUACUGGAUGAAUCAGUAGCUUGUUUACAGUUGUUCCUGGAGCUGCAGGACAAAUACAUUCCAGUCUAAAAAAAUAAGUAAAUGGUACUGCUUACAUUACAUGGUGUUCCCAGAAUUAACUUAAAAUAUCCAAUUUAAUUACAGAUUUUGGAAUCACUAGGGAGAGCAGUAUAGUAUGACUUAAUUCACCAGUAAGUAAUGGUUUGGGGAGGCCUGUGGUGUUCUUAGCUAACACAGAGCUCACCAUCUCUCAUUAUCGUCUGUGGGUCCCACUAGCAAAAGAGCCUGGAGUUUGAUGUUACUCAACUCUGUCUCCACAAAGACCUUAAAGACCCCUUAAAAUACCUAAAUAUGCUCUCGGAGUUGUAGCAUGUGACUACUAUCUCAUUCAUGUGUCAUACACUAAGCAUUUAGCCACAUCACCAUACUGUACAUAGGUCUCCUGUGAGCGCCUGUGGUUUAUGACUGGGGCGAGUAUGCAGGAAGUCUUGUCAGGAAGGUCUGUGUCCGAGCACAGGCUUCCUAUUGAUCCUUUGACAAGUCUGCCCAUACUUUGUCAGGAGUUGUAGUUCAGUAACUGACGCGUGCUUCUGGCUGUGGUCAGUGCAUCUGCAGGAAAGUUCUCCAAAUGGAAUGCAGGGUCACUUCUACUGCCAAUAAAGCAGUCAUCUGGAACCAGGCUAAAAUAUUGCAGUCAUCAGGAACCAGGCUGAAUGUGAACAUCGAUAUUUCAGCUUUUUGUCUUCUCUCCUCUUGUGUGGAUGAGUAUUGCGAUGAAUGCUACAACAACGGCACACCAAAUGCCCUCUUUCAGCUUUCACCCUGUCCUGUUAGUUUUAAGAAGGAAAUGGGGAAGAAUUCACAGUGAUUGAUUUGUUUAUUCCAGGGGUACCGCAUUCUGAUUUAAUUUCCCCUGUGUCUGUAGAGAGCUGUAACUUUUAGGAGGGGAUUGAAUUGUAUCUCUCACCAGUCAAUGUGCCAGGUUCACAGUAUGUGCUCCAGUGCUGAGGUCUCUGUAUACAUAGUGGCUGGAUAUCAGUGCCAGGGGGUGGCACAUUGAUUUGUUUGCUUCACCAGCUUGGCUCCUCUCACUGUGUGUGUGUGGGUUGAAGUGUGUGGGAGUUAAAUCCACGCCGGUUCACUAUAUAUGGCCGUAGUUGUCUGUGUAUUUGAAUCAGGGAUAGGUUUCCUCUGUAGUUGACAUUAAAGUAGUUUCUCAAUUGAUAUGAUUCUGUGAAAACUAUCUUUAUUGUACAUAUUGGUUUCCAUGACACUCUACAGGAUUAGGCCAGUGUCUUUGAAAGUGUCAUGUCUUCUUCACUGAGAAUUGAGUUUGAGCUCUCCCAGUGUCUCUGGCUGAAACUGUUGGCAUGCGAGUGAAAGAGGACGAUUCGGAGGACCAUUUCUCAACGGAGCACGUCACGGGUACUUCCUGUUUGAGCUUCUGCUUGUAGACAGGAAGCAGGAGUAUAGAGUCAUGAUCUGAUUUUCCGAAUGGGGGAUGAGGGAGGGCCUUGUAUGCUUGCUUGUGGUCUAGGACUUUAUCGCCCCUAGUUGCGAAGGAGACGUAUUGAUGGAAGUUGGGAAUUAUGUGUCUUAAUGACGCAGAAUUAAAAUCACUGGCAACAAGGAAAGUCGAUGCAUGGUUUCCUGCUUGUUUAUAGCCUAGUACAGCUUGUUAAGUGCCAGCUUGUUGUUUUUCUUGUUCUGAGGUGGAAUAUAUACAGCAGUCACGAUAACAGAUGAAAACCUUCUCUGGAGGUAGAAGGGGCGGCAUUUGACCAUCAGGUGUUACAAGACGGAUGAACAAUGGGUUGAGACUUCCAUUGCGCUGGAGUCGGCACACCAUUUGCUGUUGAUGAAGAGGCAUACCACUCCCCCUCUCGAUUUCCCUGAAUCCAAUGUCCUGUCUGCUCUUUGAAUGGAGAAUCCAUUGAGUUGGAUAUCCAUGGGGGGUAUUUUGUCCGAAAGCCAUGUUUCAGAAAAGCAGAGGAUAUUGCAGUUAUGAGAGUACUGUUGAUAGCAAAUCCAUUUUAUUAUCAAGAGACUGUACAUUGGCCAAUAGAAUGGAGGGAAAAUGUGUCCGGUUUUCCCUUCACCAGGGCUCGCCCUCUCCUGCCUCUUUUUCGCCGGCGUUUCCUUUUGGAUAGCCUGAAAAUUGGAUAGGAAUUACACAAAGAGAAGAAAUGUUAGUGGAUACAUGUUGUGCAAAAAGAUAAACGACAGAAGAAUCACAAAAUAGCAAAGUUGGGUCGGAGCUCGCAAGACGACAGCCAUACAGUACUGUCUCUGCACUACCUGUGGCUGUCCGUCCAGCACCAUCGGACACUUAGGUGGGAGAUUCUGCCUCCUCUGAUUCUUGUCACAACAGAGCCUUGUGUCUGUUUAAAACCAAUCAAAAUGGAUGCCUUUUAUUUCGGUGUCCUUUUUUUGUUGUUGACCAUCUUAAAUUGCUUGGCUUCUUGACUCUUCAGACAGACCAUUAACUUGGAUGGCAGGAGGCAUGCUGGAGGCCGCUGGUCUUAAUUGGAAUGUUUUAUGUAUUGUCUGUUGUCCACCCAGCGGGGACUCUGUAACCGCUGUAUGCAUUUUGGCCACUCUCUCCAAUUCUAAUGAAGUGUUCUCAGUGUACACUGCCGGAUACAUAUUUAAUGAGAAAGGUGAGCGGGUUACAUUAUGAAGUGCUGAAUGGCGUGCACGCGAGGAGGGCACCAAAGGACCAGGCAGUAGGCUAUACAAAGCAACUCGUCAGCUGUGCUUGUUUUUUAUAUCCCCUCCCUACAGUAUCUUGUUACUGACACCUCAUUUCUAUUACGGAGCUCAGAGGGAUCUACAUUACAUGCCAUACAUGAAGUAUGAAGCCUAAUUGUUGUCUGUGCAAUGAAAAGGGAGUGCCACAGUUUGUUUGUUUGGUACAGCAAGCCGGUGUCAAGGGCUUGGUUAAGCCGGGGAUGGUUUACUAGACUAGUUUACAUCCAUUUGAAGAACAGAGAAGCAGCCUUCAGCAGGACUUUAAUGUGAAUGCAGUCCUAAAGGUAAUGUGGGUUAGGAAUUCAAGUAUUUCUAUUUUAAAUACUUAUUUUCUGUGUAUUUUAGUAUUUUCAAAUUAUGUGGCCAAUUCACCUACUUCUUCUAUUUUCAAAUAGCCUACUUUUUUCCAAAUACAUGUCUAAUACUCCUAAGACCAACCAGACCUGGGUUCAAAUGCAUGGGGUAUUUAAAUAUUUGUAUUUGAAAAUACACUGAGUAUUUUCAGUAUUUGAGUAUGUAUUUCAGUAUUUUUCUUGGCCCAGAUGAUACAGUACUCGCUGUGCUCUGUACUGUGUGGACUAGUCCCAUAGUUGACCUCUGCUCUGGGAGCUAUGAACAGCCAUUUUUUGCCUGGAGUGAUUCCUGCAAAGGGAGGGUCGUGUCUUGUCUUGUAACUCCUAUAGGAAGCAUUGAUUGACGUCAAAGCCUUACUCUAGUCUUGUCCCUCCAUUUCUCCAUCUCCUCUCUCUCUCGCUCUCUCUCUCCAAGGAGGCUCGUCGUGGGCACUCUCUGUGUCGAUGGCUUUGACGUGGGGAACCGCUGCGCUCUCUCACCCGUACUCAAAGCCGAAGCUGCUGGUGACUGAGCUCUAGCGGAUUAGCCCAUCUCUGUCAUAUUGAAAUCUUAAGGGUCUGAGCCUCCUUCGCUUAAGCAAGCAAGACUUGCUGUCAAUCACAUCUUCACCAAACCGUCACAAGAGUGUGUGCAAAAUAGAGCCUAUUUUUAUAUAGGUUACAGAUAGAAUACAUUUGUCUGGGCCCGGAGAUUUAAACUCCAAAAGCUAGUUAUUCAGCCAGCGUAUUGGAGCACACAACACCAGCUAACUUUUGUUUCUCUUGUUUAAAGGUAGAUAAUUGGUCCUUUUUGGCCAUUGAGUGUGUUUUCAGUGCCCUAAUGAAUUUGCGUGUUUUCCUGUCUCCCUCAGCUGCCGGCAUAAACAGUGGAAGACCGAGCUGCCUGCUUCUAGUGUGGUCAUCACCUUCCACAAUGAGGCUCGCUCGGCUCUGCUCCGCACCGUGGUCAGGUGAGCACACACACACACACUAACAGGCUAGGCCUAGAGAUACUAUCCCGUCUAACACUCUCCUCUGCCGUCCCUCCCUCCCUCCCCCUCCAGUGUUCUUAAGAAGAGUCCCCCGCACCUCGUCAAGGAGAUUAUCCUGGUGGACGAUUACAGCGACAACCGUGAGUUGCUGUUUGAUGAGUUGUCAUAACUCUCUCUCUUUUGACCUGUGCCUCUGUCACUCUGGAUCAGUACUGGCACUGGUUUAGAGGUUCCAGGCCCUUCUCUCCCCCACCACCCGGUCUGUAAACUAAAGCCCCUGUCCUGAACCAUCGCAGAGCCUCCCUCCCUCUUAACUCUGGGUGACCCCAAUCCUAAGGGCACAUGCCUCUUGCUUGGGCUUUGAUGGCUGUGCACUCCAGACACUUUAACAUGUGGUUUUUUAUAGAGGUCUCUUGUUGUACAUAGAUAGAUAGAUUGAAGCGACUUUGAUCUUUGAGUCGUUCUAGAGUUGUUGUCCGUCAGACAGUGUCUGGGCCACUGAGUAAACCAUUAGUCCCGCUUUAAAUGAAACCAAACUUUUAAGGCUGAAUAAAGUCUUCAUAAACCCGUUAUAAUGCCUAUAUAGAUGUGUAUUUGACAUGUAUAAAGAUGGUUUAUUUUAGUAACCAAAAGUUUUGUGGUUCAGCUGAGGAUGGAGCCUUGUUGGGGAAAAUUGAGAAGAUCCGGGUUCUUCGAAACGAUCGACGAGAAGGUGAGUGGACGAAUGGGAAAAGGAAUACAACUGCUAGUUGGAAAUGAAUAGUCAGGCUUCAUUCAUCAUAGUAUUUGAUGCCCAUUUUUAUUGACCUUGUCCAACACUGCAUGUACCCUAAUCAGUGAUUUGCCAGUUGUAAAAGCAGAGAAGGAUCAUUAGGGCUAGGAAAGGGUUUAGAGACUUUAAAACAGAGUCCUGAUUGUUAGGUCAAUUCUCAUGAAAAGCACUGAACAGGUUUAUAGGGGCCAAUGGGGAGAAAAUAUACACUCCAAAACAAUGAAGAGUUUGUAACAAGCAGAGUAUGUUUUUGGAAAGUGCUUUGUGUGCUGUCCAAUAGAAAGAACAUUGGGCCAAAAAUACCUGGCUGCAGUCCUCUGUUCAUUAUCACUAUCUCUACAAAACUGAUUAUCAUUUACAACUCCAAAAUAGCACACUGCACCUCUCAACCAACUAAGCAUUAAUUUGAUGAUCUAACCUGGGGUCAAAGAAGUUAAUAUGAGCUAGCACUUCGGCAAAGAUGACUUCAAACCAAGUCCAUUAAAACAUACUAAUUAAAAACACUGAGUGUACAAAACAUUAAGAACACCUUCGUAAUCUUUGACCUCAGAACAGCCUCAUUUCUUGGAGCAUGGACUCUACAAGGUGUCUAAAGCAUUCCACAGGGAUGCUGGCCCAUGUUGACUCCAAUGUUUCCCACAGUUGUAUCAAGUUGGCUGGAUGUCCUUUGGGUGGUGGACCAUUCUUGAUACACACAGGACACUGUUGAGCAUGAAAAACCCAGCAGUGUUGCAGUUCUUGACACAAACCGGUGCGCCCGGCACCUACUACCAUACCCCGUUCAAAGGCACUUAAAUCUUGUCUUGCCCAUUCACCCUUUGAAUGGCACACAUAAAGUGGGGGAAAAAAGUAUUUAGUCAGCCACCAAUUGUGCAUGUUCUCCCACUUAAAAAGAUGAGAGAGGCCUGUAAUUUUCAUCAUAGGUACACGUCAACUAUGACAGACAAAUUGAGAAAGAAAAUCCAGAAAAUCACAUUGUAGGAUUUUUAAUGAAUUUAUUUGCAAAUUAUGGUGGAAAAUAAGUAUUUGGUCACCUACAAACAAGCAAGAUUUCUGGCUCUCACAGACCUGUAACUUCUUCUUUAAGAGGCUCCUCUGUCCUCCACUCGUUACCUGUAUUAAUGGCACCUGUUUGAACUUGUUAUCAGUAUAAAAGACACCUGUCCACAACCUCAAACAGUCACACUCCAAACUCCACUAUGGCCAAGACCAAAGAGCUGUCAAAGGACACCAGAAACAAAAUUGUAGACCUGCACCAGGCUGGGAAGACUGAAUCUGCAAUAGGUAAGCAGCUUGGUUUGAAGAAAUCAACUGUGGGAGCAAUUAUUAGGAAAUGGAAGACAUACAAGACCACUGAUAAUCUCCCUCGAUCUGGGGUUCCAUGCAAGAUCUCACCCCGUGGGGUCAAAAUGAUCACAAGAACGGUGAGCAAAAAUCCCAGAACCACACGGGGGGACCUAGUGAAUGACCUGCAGAGAGCUGGGACCAAAGUAACAAAGCCUACCAUCAGUAACACACUACGCCGCCAGGGACUCAAAUCCUGCAGUGCCAGACGUGUCCCCCUGCUUAAGCCUGUACAUGUCCAGGCCCGUCUGAAGUUUGCUAGAGUGCAUUUGGAUGAUCCAGAAGAGGAUUGGGAGAAUGUCAUAUGGUCAGAUGAAACCAAAAUAGAACUUUUUGGUAAAAACUCAACUCGUCGUGUUUGGAGGACAAAGAAUGCUGAGUUGCAUCAAAAGAACACCAUACCUACUGUGAAGCAUGGGGGUGGAAACAUCAUGCUUUGGGGCUGUUUUUCUGCAAAGGGACCAGGACGACUGAUCCGUGUAAAGGAAAGAAUGAAUGGGGCCAUGUAUCGUGAGAUUUUGAGUGAAAACCUCCUUCCAUCAGCAAGGGCAUUGAAGAUGAAACGUGGCUGGGUCUUUCAGCAUGACGAUGAUCCCAAACACACCGCCCGGGCAACAAAGGAGUGGCUUCGUAAGAAGCAUUUCAUGGUCCUGGAGUUGCCUAGCCAGUCUCCAGAUCUCAACCCCAUAGAAAGUCUUUGGAGGGAGUUGAAAGUCUGUGUUGCCCAGCGACAGCCCCAAAACAUCACUGCUCUAGAGGAGAUCUGCAUGGAGGAAUGGGCCAAAAUACCAGCAACAGUGUGUGAAAACCUUGUGAAGACUUACAGAAAACGUUUGACCUGUGUCAUUGCCAACAAAGGGUAUAUAACAAAGUAUUGAGAAACUUUUGUUAUUGACCAAAUACUUAUUUUCCACCAUAAUUUGCAAAUAAAUUCAUAAAAAAUCCUACAAUGUGAUUUUCUGGAUUUUUUUUCUUCUCAUUUUGUCUGUCAUAGUUGACGUGUACCUAUGAUGAAUAUUACAGCCCUCUCUCAUCGUUUUAAGUGGGAGAACUUGCACAAUUGGUGGCUGACUAAAUACUUUAUUUCCCCACUGUAUAUUCAAUCCAUGUCUAAAUUGUCUCUAGGCUUAAAAAUCAUUUUUUUAACCUGUCUCCUCCCCUUCAUCUACACUGGAUUGAACAAGUGACAUCAAUAAGGGAUCAUAGCUUUCACCUGGUCAGUCUGUCAUGGAAAGACCAGGCGUUCCUAAUGUUUUGUACACUCAUUGUAGCUAUCACAUUUAUUUAAUCAUAUUUUGGUGAUAUGCACAUCCCAAAUGUCAGAGAACCGGUGCUGGGCAACUUAGAUAAAGAAAUUAGAGGCCUGCAUACAUAUGAAUAGCCCUUUGUGUAUUUUGUAGAUGACAUCAUGUUGUUGACACUCUCCUCCACAGGUCUGAUGAGAUCUAGGGUGAGGGGGGCUGACGCAGCCACUGCCAAUGUUCUUACCUUCCUGGACAGCCAUUGCGAGUGUAACGAACACUGGCUGGAACCGCUGCUGGAGAGAGUGGCUGAGGUCAGUGUGUCCAACAGUCAUCCCUGUUAUUUAGCCCCGCAGUCAGGGACACUGAAACAUACACACACACACCCCUGACAUUUAGCACACACACACCAGAACACAGACACUCAGUCACACACCAGAACACAGACACACACCGGAACACACAAUGUUUAGCAUUGUAUUGAAGCUGCAGCCACCGCUGACUUUGGCCUGAGCUCAGACGCUUACCGUUAUCGUGUUAUUAGCAUUUUAUCUGCUGGUCACUGCGCUGAUCUGUUGAGUUGUGUUGGCAAGUGGAGACAGAGAGAGGAGAGCACACCUGGAGAUUUCUCAGACAGGCAGGAAGACAGACAGACAUGCAUACGCUGACAGAUGGGCAGACAGACUGACAGGCAGGGGGGCAGGCGGGCAUGCGGGCAGGCAGGCGGACAGAGAGACAGACAGACACACACACACUGACACACUGACAGACGGACAGGCAGGCUGACAGGCAGCCGGACAGAGGGACAGACAGACUGACAGACACACUGAUGGAUAAACACACUGACAGACAUUGGGGAUUCAGAGGGGCUGAUAUGAGCACAGGUAACUCCUGUAGCUCAGUUGGUAGAGCAUGGCGCUUGCAACGCCAGGGUUGUGGGGUCGAUUCCCACGGGGGGCCAGUAUGAAAAAUGUAUGCACUCACUAACUGUAAGUUGCUCUGGAUAAGAGCGUCUGCUAAAUGACUAAAAUGUAAAUGUAAAAAUGUAACAUUAGACACACUCACUCAAGGUUCUUAAAUAGAUAGACAGACAGAGGGACAGUUUGGGGUUCAGCCAGGUAGGGUAAACAUGACUAGAGUUACUAAAGAAUGCAAUAUCGACGAGCUUUAAGAGUAUUACCUACGUGUCACUCAGGUGUGGGGAGGAGCUGCCACACUGUCCGUUAGCAAACAAGUGCAUUGCACCAGGACAUGCAUCCUGUUGGGCACCUGCCCAGCAAGGACAGUUCAAAGAGACAAACACACACACUUGCUAACAAACAAAACAACCCAGCCUUUCAACCCCUCUGAAUUUUCCAUUCUUUUUUACUGCAUACACUUGGCUUCAACACUUGUUUAAUGCUGUCUGGUCUGAACACAGUUUAGGAAAAACGAACUAAUAUGAUUUAAUGAGCUCUAACUCACCAUUGGUUUGACAAAACUUCCAUGGAACACAGUCACUGCUGUAGUUCUUUGCUGUUCCAUUAAAAGACUUGGAAUAGUUCUGAAAUGAUGCAAUCCAUCUGAUUCACUCAUCAAAUCAUCCACUUCCCUCUUGGAAAUCUAUUUGUGUUCUGGCUGCGUUAGGCUCAUAUAUUUAAGUACAAAUUUGGACAAACGUUUGACUUGCCGUAGAUCUGUUUUGGACUAACUUUGUUAAGGCUUUUUUCCAGUGCCUGGUUGUGAAAUUAUGCAGUGGUUUUACUGAAUAUUUCAGUCCUUCAGUAAUGCUGAGUUCAGAUCCAGUGGACUGUCUCUCAAUUGGCUUGAAUUGAGAGACCACCUACCUCUGUUGCCCCCAUGCCCAACCAAUAAAAGACUUGGCUUCUUUUGGUUUAAAUUAACAGUUUUGGUGGCAGAGGGGCUUGGAUGUUGGGAGUCUAGCGAAACACUGUAUCUUUGUGUCCCAUCUUAAUCUCUCUUUACUUCUCCCACAGGACAAAACGCGAGUUGUUUCCCCCAUCAUCGACGUCAUCAACAUGGACAACUUCCAGUACGUAGGCGCCUCGGCUGAUCUCAAAGGAGGUAAAUCCUACUCAUCUACGCCAGCAGCUUUCCUUUCCUCUCCAGGGCAGGCUGGCCUUUGGGAAAAUCACACUGCAGUUUUCCACUCGGUACCCAAUGUCACCUUCUGCCAAAGUCUAGGUUUUUUGGUGUGUGGGUCUGGCUGGCUGACUGGCUGUGCGUGCGCAUGUGUGUGAGAGCAAAGAAGAGAAUAAGUACGUGACAAAUCUUGAAAAGGGGAAUGCCCUUUGGAAUGGAAACUAUUUGAUUGAUUCGUCUAGGGAUAUAGGCAGAUAACAUUAGCACAGUGUCGUUGUGCAUUCCCAAGGCUUUUGUGUUCUAUAGGGCUUAUGAGAAGUGUAAUGUACAGCCAUAAGAAAAUAUACGGAAUGCCACAGAUAUGUGAUAUAAUAUCUAUCAGAUAGGCAUUGUGUGUGAUAGUGUGAGGAUAUAAGUGUUAGUAGGAAUACAAUCACAUCUAACAACCAGCACAGCUUUUUCCAGUUGUCAAAAUGACUCAACUCUUGUUCACUUGAAACCUAAUCUGUACCUGGUGUGUGUUUUUGCGCCUCUAGGAUUUGAUUGGAACCUGGUCUUCAAGUGGGACUAUAUGACCCUGGAGCAGAGGAGGGCUCGUCAAGGAAACCCCACUGCUCCAAUCAAGUAAGCCGCCCUCUGCUCUGUCUGUUCUUUCUGCUGCCCUCUCCUGCCAGCCUCACCUCUACUAAUAAUUCAUAGCCACGCAUCUGGGCCCGCUGGAGGAGAUGCUGAGGCAGGCAGCAUUAGAUGUCAGUAGCGUCAGAACUGAGCACUCUGGGGAAUACGGGCCAAAGCUCCUCAAAAAGACCCGGAGCCUUUGAGCCUCUGUCCUGUUUUCUCCCUGACAUCCACGGUGCUGUAUGAUAUCGGAGAGUGCAGUAAACACAGGCAGAGGUGAUUGAAGAUGUUCGUAUUAUCUUAUCCAGCUUUGUCUUAAACGGUGUACGGUGAUGAUAAGGGAGAAGAGGAGAUUUGAUGGGGAUAUUGCUGUGAAAGGAUAUAUUUGGUACAUUGACCUAUUUUGCUGCAAUUCCAUCGAUUGUAGAUCAGAAGAGAGGGUAAAACUUUGAUUUGUUCAAUCAAUAUGAGGUCACAGAAAUGAUUCUGUUUUACUAAGUAACCCAAUGUCAGAAGCAUUCUCAGUAAACCCAUUCAAUUGUUCCAUGGUUUACCAACAGAGGGCAGCAUUUCAUCGAUAUCCAAGGCUAGAAUAUGAAUUUGGCUCUUCGUUUCCUAUAAUUCAUGUUGUUCCUCUUCGCUAGGUGAUGGUAAUUAACCCAAAGGGUAACUCAAGUCAUUAACCCAAAGGGUGACUCAAGUAAUUUUUCAUCAUUUGUUUAGUCUGAAAUCUUCCACUAGAGCCAUGGAUUUCCCAAAAGUUCAUUUGAGAGAACAACAACAACAGACUUUUGUUCAAGAUGCUCAUUAUGUUUUUCUUCCUUUUUGAAAACAAAAUGGCCUCUGAGGAGAAGUGAAGUGUAUUAUUCCCUCCAGACAGCCAGAGGACAGGACACCACAGCCCCCUGUUGCUGCCGGGUUACAGGGCCAGGCUCUGUGCAUCACAUGCUGAUGACAGAACUGUAGGAGAGCUGAACUUGGCUUGACUUUGCUUAGUCUGUCUCACUGUUUUGUCUUAUGGCCCUGACGAACUGUACUUUCUGUCCUACCUCUUUCUCAGGACUCCCAUGAUUGCCGGCGGACUCUUUGUCAUGGACAAGGACUACUUUGAGUUGCUGGGGAAGUACGACAUGAUGAUGGAUGUGUGGGGCGGAGAGAAUCUAGGUAAUAGGACACAGAACACUAGGAACGCUUGAGCUUGUUUGUCAUUGUGUGCCGAGGGAGUGGCCCCACUCUGCCUUUUGUUGGAUUGGUUUACGAUGUCAAUAUGUCAACUAAGAGUUGAGGAGAGACAGGCUGCAUCACUUCUUCUUUUUAUAAGAAACAUGAAUGUGUUGAAAAUCCCAAAUUGUUUGCAUAGUCAAUUUACACACAGCUCCAACACACACACUUACUGCACCAGACAUGCCACCAGGGGUCUUUUCACAGUCCCCAAAUCCAGAACAUAUUCAAGAAGGUGUACAGUAUUAUAUAGAGCCAUUAUUGCAUGGAACUCCGUUCAGAUAAAGCAACACCUCACGGCACAACGUCUCUCCCCUAUUUGACCUAGAUAGUUUGUGUGUAUGUAUUGAUAUGUAGUCAACAUGUGCAAUUUAUACAUUUAUGUAGUUCUUUCCUUGAGCUGUACUUGUCUAUUAAAUGUUCUUAAUUAUGUCAUGUUUUGUGUGGACCCCAGGAAGAGUAGCUUCUGCUUUUGCAACAGCUAAUGGGGAUCCUAAUAAAAUACCAAAUACCAAAUAUUGACAUUGAAGGUACCAACCGUGGGAAGUUAUAGCACAGUGAAAUGUGACUCUAAAACCUUGCCCUAAACCGUUAUAUUAAUGUGUUUUGUGUUUUGACAUUGCAGAGAUCUCUUUCCGCGUGUGGCAGUGUGGCGGCAGUCUAGAGAUCAUUCCCUGCAGUCGAGUGGGACACGUCUUCAGGAAGCAGCACCCAUAUACCUUUCCUGGGGGCAGUGGCACCGUGUUUGCUAGGUGACUAUUUAUUGUCCCUGCGAUGUGAUUUAGACUUGACUAAAGUCUGCCCUCUUCGGUCCAAUAUGUGUAAAAACCUAUUCUACAUAGUGUCAUAUAACAACCAACCAGAGUGAUGGUACAUUAGGGUUUUGAAAUUUGAGCCAUAAAGAAUGCCCACUGUACAGGCUAACAACUGGUAAUUUAGUUAUACCACUAACUUUAACUUUACCCUGAUUUUGCCCUUAACUUUACCGUUCUCAAAGAUCCAAUGAAAUUCAAGCUGAGGCGGCGGGGCGAAUACCUGCUAGCCAAUCAAAUUACAUAACUUGCGGUUGUAGCCCGUAGAGAGCGCCUGUUUCAUUCCUCUGAAAUUCACAUCAUAAUACCGCUGUUCAAGUCUAGCUGAGCUGCAGUCAUUCAAAUAGAGGCGCAGUCAGAGCAGAAGCCUCAGCUCUGCUCUCAUCUAGGGCCCCGUGUAGCUCAGUUGGUAGAGCAUGGCGCUUGCAACGCCAGGGUUGUGGGUUCGAUUCCUACGGGGGGCCAGUAUGAAAAAAUAAUAAUAAUUAUGCACUCACUAACUGUAAGUCGCUCUGGAUAAGAGCGUCUGCUAAAUGACUAAAAUGUAAAGAAAAAUUACAUCUUGGCUUCACCCCUGCAGUGUCAAAACUGUUCCAGUACGCAUGGCAUCGGGGUGAUUCAUCAAUGCGACGAGAGAGAGCGAACAUUCUCUCACUGCCAGUCUGUCACACAGCACUGAAAACCCCACAGAUUGCCAUGUCUUAGGAUGUGUGCUCAUAUCUCAAAAUAGUUUAGAGGAUUGUCACUCUCCCCCUGCGUUUUCUGAAGCUUGAACCGCCACAUCACUUUCUUUUGCCCUGUUCAAAUUAUUUUAACAGGCAUCCUUCAUUGAAGAAAUAACAGAUAUGAUCAAAUGAAUAGGUGCAAGCAGAGGUUCUAUAACGUUGCCUAUAGUUUUUAGGCUACUGUACCAUAACAUGAUCCAAUUAUGUCAGACCAGUGAUUAUUUCAAGGACUGGAAGAAGGACCAGGAAGGACACGUUUUUAUAAGUAUUCUAACAUGGUGUCUAUCUGUCUGUCCACAGGAACACGAGGCGAGCAGCAGAGGUGUGGAUGGACGAGUUUAAGAACUUCUACUACGCCGCUGUGCCCUCGGCCCGAAACGUGCCCUAUGGCAAGUAAGUGUCCUUUCAGACACCCUUCUUCCCAUGAUGGCAUCGCAGACGGCCCUGCUGUCCUUGUAUAGAAUAUCAAAACACAUUUCCCUUUUUCUGACACCUACAGAAUGUCAGAUAGUACACCGUGAGUUAUAAUAUGAUGUACUCUGUUCUUUGAUGUAGUGAUCUCAGUUGCCUCCAAAUGUCAUGCUGCUGCUGUCUAUCUCUCUGAGAUGGCUGGUAAUUAGAUGAGUCAUGGGUUUCCCCUCUAUUUGUCUGGCAGCAUUCAGAGCAGAAUGGAGAUGAAGAAGAGGCUGGGCUGCCAGCCAUUUAAGUGGUACCUGGAGAACGUGUACCCUGAGCUGCGGUGAGUAGAGAGACCACAGUGGACCAGCAAUAAAUUGCUUUGAAAACGGCCAAAGUUGAAUGGAAAGACAUAGCUGUUGACUGUGUUUCCCCUACCAUUGUAUAGGCGGGACAGACUUUGGGGGCCUUUGUGCGCCACUUGGAAAUUAAACUAGGGGAAAGACUGCGGUGGGUGGCAUAUACCCACAUCUUGUGAUUUGACAUCCCCUUGACUUGUGGUGUGUGUCUGGCCCUUCAGGGUCCCUGACCAUCAGGACAUUGCCUUCGGCGCUCUGCAGCAGGGAGGUAACUGCUUAGACACGCUGGGACACUUUGCAGACGGAGUGGUGGGGGUCUACGAAUGCCACAACGCUGGGGGAAAUCAGGUAUCAUUCAGGGCUCAGGUACUGCUCAGAUCCAUACAUAACCAAGCUGUGCACUGGGCUGGGUAACACACAAUGAGGUGGGUUUGCUUUAUAAAUAAAACACCGCCGCAGCUUUUCAGAGGGUCACAGUGCACAUGGCAAAGAGUUGGUCAGGUACUGUACUGGACAGUCAACUAUUGCUUUGAUUGGGUGUCUCCGAUUCAUACUGAUGAAAUCCAUUUUGAUGUCCCACUUACCUCCUUUAUAUUGAUCAUAUACUGAGCUGGAGGAGGGGAUUCUGGGAGAGUCAAGCCACUGUUGGUGUAUAUAUGUGUGUUUUACAACAUACAACAUAUAUACACCACAUAUUCACACUUGACAAAGACAAACGCAUAAAAAAUUGAUCUGCAUAAUCAUUCAGAGGAGUACCCUAAACUGUGCAAAUGUAGCAAUUUGACUGUGGUACUCUCUUUGUCCUCAGGAAUGGGCGCUGACCAAGGACAAGUCAGUAAAGCACAUGGACCUCUGUCUGACGGUGGUGGACCGCACCGCAGGCUCACAAAUCAAACUGCAGGGCUGCAGGGAAAAUGACAGCAGACAGGUGAGCGAGGCGCACACCGAGUCAUGCACCAUGGAUCAGAUCGAUCAAAAAGCACUAGUAGUAAAUGAAAGUGACUGACUGCAGUUAGCAUGGUAAUAUAACAUUAAUUUUGUUUUGCCAUGGAAUGUGGAUUAUGAUGCUUUUUUGGAUAUACACUAUAGAUAAUGCACCAUAAACUCACUAUCAAUGGAAACCAUUAGUGAUUAUAGUACUCACAGUACAUACAAACCUGACACUGAUUUGUACACCCUUGUUUCCCCCAUGUCCCAACUCUCCUCGCUGUCCCCACCUCGUGUGUCGCCAGAAAUGGGAGCAGAUCGAGAGCAACUCUAAGUUGCGGCACGUGGGUAGCAACCUGUGCCUGGACAGCCGCAGUGCACGCACUGGGGGGCUGACAGUGGAGGUGUGCAGCCCCAACCUCAACCAGCAGUGGAAGUUCACUCUCAACCUCCAGCUCUAGAGAGAGAGACAAACAGACAGAGACCGACAGAGAGAGUCCCCACCAACACCACCUCCCCCACCACCACCUCCUGCUCUCCUCCCCGGAGCCACAUAGACUAGAGCCACCCAGCACCAACUACGGACAGACGGACAGACUGAGGCCCCCGGAGGGGCCACAACACACAGAGGGAAGAAGGAUAUGAAAUUACAGACCACCAAGUGGGAUGAUGAUAAUGCUUUCCAUCCAACUAUAUACCUCAGUGUUUCAUCUUUAGUCCUGCUCUUUGGAAAGUGAAUUAGUUAUUUUUCUUAAUGCAGGUGAAAUGGAAUGAACUUUCUGGAUGUUUUUCUUUUUUACAUUGUUCGUUUAAAUUUUUUCUCUCUUUCCACUGAAGUUCACUGCGUUUCUGAAAUGGAUGUGACUAUUAUUUUGUUGUCCUUUUUCUCUCUCAAGUAAUCUAUCUUUGUUGACUGUAAAAGACGUAUUCCAUAGAGGUUCCCUGACUAGACCGAAACGGCCCAGGAAGAAAGCUGAUGGUUUUGGUAUGGUUCCAGUUGGGUUUGGCCCCUUAAAAGUCCUGCUGGUAGAAGGGAAAGGACUCUACGCACUGUUCCUUUCGUUCACUGAAACGCUUCACUCCUGAUUGGUGGGCUGUUCUGACGGAGUGAGCGGUAAAGAGAUGGCGAAAACAAAAUCAGUUUUUUUUUUCCUUCUACAAUUUAUACCACAUUUUCAUUCUGCUCCUGUCACACGUGUUGUAAAAAGGUGCGUCGUCCGAUCAGAAGGGUGUUCUUCACGGGUCUCUCAUGGAUACUUGUGGGGCCAGGAGUUGUCGAGGGUGUGGAUAUUUCACUGCUGGGUCAUCACAGAUUGUAGCACUUGCUGCUACGGCUCUUCAGUCUUUGUCCCGUUUGUCCAUCACAAUUGAAUGGAAAACAUACAAAAUAAAUCUAUAUUUCAGUCAUGUAUUUUUUUUCUUUGCAAAAGCAUUACAGUGUCCAAGUUUAUUGAUUUAUUUUAUUUCUAACAGACAUUUAAUUAUUUGUGUUCAAUUAUACUGUAGAAUAAUCAACUGAGUUAUACAGUAAAUUGAACUGAUUUCUUUAUACUCUUGUUGCUUUCUGACUGUGCUCGUGAGUAAAAACGUAUCUACUUACUGUAUAGAUUUUUUUCCUUUUCGGUGUCGGUGUUACCAUAGUAACUACCCUGUCAUAACCUCAUACAAAUUAUUAUUGGUGAAGAGUUUAUUACAGGAUAAUAUUGGAACCAUAAUUUCCAUUCUCAGAAGUUCUACAAGUGUUCUUGAAAUGUUGUCUCACACACAGUGUAUGUAUACA